CCACUGACAUCACUCAUCGCGAUAGUCGAUUAAUAGUCAACAUUUUACAAACAAAUGUUCUGCCAUUACAUAAUGUAACAUUGAUAAGAAUAAGAAAAAGCAACGCAGUUAUAUUAAAUACUUAAUAAAUGCAAUGUUUCAUAUCCUAAUUAAACAGUUGUCCGUUGAUACUAAGAUUGUUAUGACGUCUCUACAGUUAUACAAGCACCUAUUACGCCAGUGUGAAAAACUACCACUGGAUGCUUGUAAACAUUAUAAAUUUGCUGUCAAACAGAGCUAUAAACAACACAAAUCAGAAACAGACCCAGAAAGAGUGAAAGAAAUAAUACAAAAGAGUAUCGAGGAUGCUAAGUGGAUUUUAACCAAGUAUUCUAAAAAAUAAUGGACAAAAUAAUAAAAGUUUGUAUGCAGAGAAUAUUUAAAAAAUAUUUCAUUUAUUAUAAACAAAUAUUAUAAAUUUAAAAAUGUUUGGGGAAAGAAUUGAGGAAUAUGAAUUACUCGAGCAUCUUGGAAAAGGAGGAUUUGCUCAUGUAUACCGAGCAAGAUGCAAAAAAACAGGCUUGUUUGUUGCUAUCAAAAUGAUAGACAAAGCUUUAAUGGCAAGUGCAGGUAUGAUAGGGAGAGUUCGACAAGAGGUCACCAUUCACUCCCGCUUAAAACAUCCUGCUAUAUUAGAAUUGUUUACAUUUUUUGAAGAUGCACAUUAUGUUUAUUUAGUUUUAGAAUUAGCACACAAUGGUGAGUUAGCUAAACAUUUUAAGUUAGGUACUCGUGGUCUUAGCGAGAAGGCAGCAUCUGACAUAUUUAGACAAGUUGUGAGUGGAGUAUUGUAUCUCCAUACUCAUAACAUUAUACAUAGAGAUCUUUCACUGAAUAAUUUAUUACUCACAAAAGAUCUUAGUGUAAAAAUUGCUGACUUUGGGCUAGCAACUCAAUUAAAUGGACCUGACGAGAAACAUGUAACCAUGUGUGGAACCCCUAACUAUAUAUCACCUGAAGUAGCUUCAAGAGAGACUCAUGGCUUGCCUGCAGAUGUUUGGGGAUUAGGUUGUAUGUUGUAUACAUUAUUAGUCGGUAGCCCACCAUUUCAUACACAACAUGUCAAAACUACUCUUAAUAAAGUCAUCAAUGCUGAUUACAAAAUACCAAUUGAGUUGUCAAUUCAAGCACAAGAUUUGCUACAGAAACUUUUAUGCAAGGAUCCAUCGAGAAGAAUAACUUUAAAAGGUAUAAUGGAACACCCAUUUUUGAAUACAUACUUUGAUAUAACAACUAAUCCGAAACAGGAUUUUUCACGAGAUUCAGGAUUUUUAACCACCCUCCACAGUACUCAACAUAGUCAAAAGCCAAGAAACAAUGAUAGAAGUAACUUAAGCGGUAUUGACUUAUUUAGUGAUAAACACAAUUUUAACAAAGGAAAUAUAAAUGCCAAUAAUUGCCUAGAUCAAAAUUCAUAUAACUUUUUUGAAUCUAGACGACAAAAUAACUUUGUAUCAGCUUCAAGUGAACCCUUGCAGUUGUUAAAUAGUAAUCAGAAUAAAAUAAAUGAACUAAUUGUAACUCCUAAAAUUGAUGACACAUAUAAAGUUACUAGUCUUUCAGAAAACAUGAAAAAAUUAGAUUUAAAACAUAAACAAAUUGAAUCACACAGCUUGGGUGAAGAUAACAAAGAAAAUUUGACAAAACCAUGCAUGCUAAGUUCAAAUGUACUAAGUGUUCCACCUCUUUGUGCCGAUAGACUGCCCACAAUAUCCCACAGAACCCGCAAUGCAAUUCUUAAAAUUGAAUCUUCUGAGGUUGUGGUAGAAUUCAUUAAAAGGAAAGGUAAAGAAAGAGAAGAAAAAAUUGUAGAAAUUUGCAAAAUAUCUAAAGAUGGCAUGAAAAUUAUUAUUUAUACCAUAGACAAAGAAAAAGAGAGAAAUUUGAAUAUGGAACAUAGCUCUAAUCCUGAUGAGGUAUUCUCUUAUCAUAAUUUACCACAAAAACAUUGGAAAAAGUAUCUGUAUGCAGCAAGGUUUGUAGAUCUCGUUAAAGCUAAGACACCUAAAAUAACUUUGUAUACAUCACUUGCAAAGUGCCAACUAAUGGAAAACAACAUAGACAUUGAAAUGUUUUUUUAUGGGGGUGAGAAAGUGACAUACACUUCGACAGAUGGACUAAAAAUUAUUGACAAAAAUUUAAAAACUCAUCACCAUUUAACUGUAGCCCCAGAUUUAAAAUAUUUAAUUGAUCAUUUUGAAGAAUGUUCAAACCGUUUAAAAAGAAUACAAAAUGCCCUUUCUUGCAUUUCUGAUGAAUGUUUUCCUUUAAUAAUAGGCAAAAGGCCUGUUCCAAUGACAAAUAAUGUAACUGCUUCUGGCCAAGUUUCAUCUAAUACAGAUCGAAAUUAUAGUACCCCAUUGUUUAAUUUAGGAUCAUUCCACCGAGCAACAACUUGUUCUAGUCGUGCACAAAGUGAAGAUAUAAAAUUAUAGAAUCUAUUUGAAAAGAAUAG
Vanessa atalanta (red admiral) is the source of this 2494-nucleotide messenger RNA. It is a transcript of the gene SAK, whose product is annotated as serine/threonine-protein kinase PLK4. Gene Ontology annotation, molecular function: ATP binding; protein kinase activity. Lineage: Eukaryota; Metazoa; Arthropoda; Insecta; Lepidoptera; Nymphalidae. The record is from RefSeq and is a predicted model, not a curated record. The transcript has 3 exons. The coding region runs from base 465 to 2474 and encodes 669 amino acids. Gene Ontology annotation, biological process: protein phosphorylation.